AUGGUUAAUUAUAGUAGGAAUUAUUAUAUAAAUUACAUACGAAGAAGACCUUUAGCAUUAUUAGCACCAAUUACGCUUUUAUUUGUUAUUUACCUUUUCUUCUUCUCAUCAUCAUCAUCAUCCUCAUCCUCAUCGUCAUCUAAAGGAAAACAACAAACCAAAUAUUCAUAUGACACCAAAUCAAAAGGAUGGUUUAAACUGAAUAAAGAUUCAGUAAUACUUAAAGACUUACCAAAGAAUCAUAUUAGUCAUUAUGAUUUAAAUAAAUUAUCAUCAACAUCGGAUCCAUUAUCCAAAAGAGAAGAAGUGUUGAUUUUAACUCCAAUGUCAAAAUUCUUACCUGCUUAUUGGGAUAAUUUAAAUAAAUUAUCAUAUGAUCAUUCAUUAAUUUCCCUUGGAUUUAUAUUCCCCAGAACUAACGAAGGUGAUGAAGCUUUGAAAGAAUUAGAAAAUGCUUUGAAAGAAGCCAAAGCUGCUAAUAAGUUAAAAUUCAAGAAAAUUACCUUAUUAAGACAAGAUUCAAAUUCAUUAAAAUCACAAUCGGAAAAAGAUCGUCAUGCAUUCAAGGUUCAAAAAGAUCGUAGAUCAAUGAUGGCCCUCGCUAGAAAUUCAUUAGUAUUCACUACUAUCUCACCUUCAACAUCUUGGGUAUUAUGGUUAGAUGCCGAUAUUGUCGAGACUCUACCAACUUUGAUUCAAGAUUUGGCGGGUCAUAAUAAACCGGUCUUAUCCGCAAAUGUCUACCAAAGAUAUUUCGACCAAGACACUAAACAAGAUUCAAUCAGACCAUAUGAUUUUAAUAAUUGGGUUGAAUCUGAAGAAGGAUUAAAGAUUGCUAAUUCUUUACCAGAAGAUGAAAUUAUUGUUGAAGGAUAUGCGGAAAUGGCUACUUAUAGACCAUUAAUGGCUCACUUUUAUGAUGCUAAUGGGGAUGCAAAUACUGAAAUGGCUCUCGAUGGGGUUGGUGGAGGUGCGGUAUUGGUUAAAGCUGAUGUUCAUCGUGAUGGUGCCAUGUUUCCUUCAUUCCCAUUCUAUCAUUUGAUUGAAACUGAGGGUUUUGCGAAGAUGGCUAAGAGAUUGGGAUAUGAAGUGUUUGGAUUGCCUAAUUAUUUAGUCUAUCAUCAUAAUGAAUAG
Molecule: messenger RNA, 1134 nt
Organism: Hemisphaericaspora subhashii
Lineage: Eukaryota; Fungi; Ascomycota; Pichiomycetes; Serinales; Debaryomycetaceae
Gene: MNN9
Product: mannosyltransferase complex subunit
Exons: 1
Coding region: 1-1134 (377 amino acids)
Biological process (GO): protein N-linked glycosylation; cell wall mannoprotein biosynthetic process
Cellular component (GO): mannan polymerase complex
Molecular function (GO): alpha-1,6-mannosyltransferase activity
Source: RefSeq, a predicted model, not a curated record